AAAAGAUGCGAAAACGGCAGAGCGUCUGUUAGCAACGCAAUGCAACGCGUAGUAUAGGAGGCAAUGCUAUUGCGCACUUUGAAAUGAAAUAAAUAUAGGCCUAUCCAUAUCCCGGGAAAAGUGUGUUUCUGUUAGAUAAAACAAAAAAUAAGGAUCAUAAAAUAACAACGAAAGCAGCCAAGCAAUUAUUAAGGAACACCAGUAAUUACAAGAGAACUCAAAAUACAGCAUCUUCCUCAGAAUAGGAUAUGGCGGUUGCCAUGGGAGAUGUUCCCCAACCAUCUGUGACCUUUGACAUAGCUCUAGACGCUUCGGGCCCUUCCCUCGUCAUGCCUUUUAGUCCAGCCGUGCCAGAUAAGUUUGCAGAGCGCCUGAACAGGCGGAAAAAGACGUACACGACAGAGCAGCUCGAGGAGAAACUCAAAGGAGCGGAACGGAGGAGAAAAGAGCAAGAGACGGCCCGUUUAGAUCGCAUCCAUGAGCGUCAGCAGCACUGUCGGACGAUGGCCAGCAAGAUGGCGCUAUUGAUGGACCAGGACGCCAAGCGGCACGGAGCCCGGGAACCGAAGACAUUCCCUCGAUGUCCAGCCGACAAGCUGCCGCAAUGAUAAAGAACGUUGCAAAGGACUUCCAAAAGAUCGGCAUUGGUCUUGCCCAAGAUGCGGAAAUACAAGGCAGACACUAAAUCUUACACUAGUAUAGUUCCUCAGUAUGAUAUUGCUAUUAUGGACAAUUCAAGAACUAUUAAAGUAAAAUGGACAAUUCAAGGAUCAAGCGAAGGGUUUUAAACAUCUACAUUUAAAUGAAUGAAAUCAGGUUGAAGGCUUUAGUAAUUAGGCCCGUUUAAAAUCAUUAACAACCGACGAUGAUGAUAGUUUUGACACGAGGCGUUAUUGUUUCAAUGUUCUGUAUCUGUUUGUGUAUUACUGUCGAACAAGGUGAUGGUGGAUAAUAGGAUGAAUAGGGACAAAAAUGUGAACAGGAUUUUUGAUAAUUAUUUUUUCAGGAGUGAAGCAACCU
Messenger RNA from Strongylocentrotus purpuratus (purple sea urchin), 1020 nucleotides. RefSeq lists its product as uncharacterized. Gene Ontology annotation, biological process: regulation of microtubule polymerization or depolymerization. The record is from RefSeq and is a predicted model, not a curated record. Bases 249 to 608 code for a protein of 119 amino acids. The transcript is spliced from 3 exons. NCBI's taxonomy places the organism in Eukaryota, Metazoa, Echinodermata, Echinoidea, Camarodonta, Strongylocentrotidae.